AUGUGUACAGUGACAGUGUACUUCACUUAUUUUCUUUUGUUGAUACCGAAUUAACGGAAGACAGGACUUUUUAAUCUAAUCACAUAAAAAUAUGUGAUAAAAUGUGAUGUGUUAGUUUACUUACUAAACAAACAACCUUAUAGACAAAAUCGGGCAAUUAUAAAAGCAAUUUUCAAAUAUUCUAUACAUUUUGAGGACAAAAAUUGUGUAUUUGAAACAAGGAACAUGUAGAGCUUGUUACCCUAUAUUCCUAUAUUUUAUUGCCAGUGAUGUAAAGUAGAUCAUAAAAAAAAGUAUAUUUUUGCAUGUUUCCAAUAUUUUUAUUCAGUUUAUCUGUUAGCUAUGGAAUUUAAAGUUGAACUUAAGGAAGGUUUUGUUGAAUGUAGUGAAAGAGUUGAACUUAAGAAAGAGGAAGGUUUUGAUGAAUGCAAUGAAAGAUAUGUAGGUAGUCAGUUAUACACUUCAACAGAUAAUAUUGAAGCUUGGAAGGAUGAACCAGAUGCCAAACCAGCCACAGAAGUCAAAGCUGAAAUUAAAACAGAGUUUGCUCAAGAUGGCCCAGAAUAUAUAGAAAGUCAGCCAGUUACAUCCUUGGAUCUUGGAGAAUUAAAAAAUGAACCAGAUGAAGAUAACUCAGAUUUUUCCCAGCCCAAAAUGGAACAUAUGAAAGUACAGACUGUAACAGAACUUUAUAAAUGUGAAAUUUGUUUUAAGCAGUUUACUCAAUCAUCUCAUUUGAAAACGCAUUUGAGAGUGCACACCGAAGAAAAACCUUAUAAGUGUGAAGUUUGUUCCAAACAGUUUUCUCAAGCAAUUAAUUUGAAAACACAUUUUAGAAUGCACACGGGAGAAAAACCGUACAAGUGUGAAUUUUGUUCAAGGCAGUUUUCUCGAAUGGACCAUUGGAAAACCCAUUUGAGAGUACACAAUGGAGGAAAACCUUAUGAGUGUGAAACUUGUUUAAAGCGAUUUGUUACUACUAGUGAGUUGAAACGACAUUUACGAGUGCAUUCUGGAGAAAAACCUCACCAGUGUGAUAUUUGUUUUAAGCAAUUUUCCCUAGGAUAUUCCUUGAAAAUCCAUAUGAGACUGCACACCGAAGAAAAACCGUACAAGUGUGAAAUCUGUUUAAAACAAUAUACUACAUCACAUCAUUUGAAAAUUCAUUUGGUUAUUCACAGUGAAGAAAAACCAUUCAAGUGCGAAAUUUGUUUUAAACAGUUUUCUUAUGCAACUAAUUUGAGAGCACAUGUGAAGAUCCACAGUGGAGAGAGACCUCACCCGUGUGAAAUUUGUUUAAAGAAGUUUAUUACUCCAAGUGAUUUGAAAAAACAUAUGAAAUCGCACAGUGGAGAGAAACCGCACCAGUGUGAAAUUUGUUUUAAGAAAUUUACUGCCUCAGGAAGUUUGAAAAGUCAUUUAAGAGUGCAUACUGGAGAAACGCCUUACAAGUGUAAAUUUUGUUUAAUGCAAUUUGGUCAUGGCGAACAGUUAACAAGACAUUUGGAAAUACACACUGGAGAAAAACCUUAUCAGUGUGAAACUUGUUUAAAGCAAUUUAUUAGAAAUAGUGAUUUGACAAGACAUUUGAGAAUUCACAGUGGAGAAAAACCUUAUAAGUGUGAAGUUUGUUUCAAGCAAUUUAGUGAAGCAAGUCAUUUGAAAAGACAUUUUAGAGCGCAUACUGGAGAAAAACCACACAAGUGUGAAAUUUGUUUCAAGCAAUUUAGUGAAGCAGGUCAGUUGAAAAAUCAUUUGAGAGUGCACACUGGCGAAAAACCUUACCAGUGUGAAAUUUGUUUCAAGCAGUUUUCUCGAAUUUCUCGUUUGAAAAAUCAUGUAGAAAAACACACUGGAGAAAAACCUUACCAGUGUGAAACUUGUUUAAAGCAAUUUGUUACUACAAGUGAUUUGAAAAGACAUUUUAUAGUGCACACUGAAGAAAAACAGCACCAGUGUGAAACUUGUUUAAAGCGAUUUAUUACGACAAGUGAUUUGAAAAAACAUUUAAGAGUGCACACCAAACCGAAACCGCACAAGUGUGACAUUUGUUUAAAGCAAUUUUAUAAACCAAGUCGUUUAAAAAGACAUUUGGAAAUUCACAGUGAAAAAAAACCAUACAAGUGUGAAAUUUGUUUGAAGCAGUUUUCUAAACCAAUUAAUUUCAAAACACAUCUGAGUGUUCACACUGGAGAAAAGCCACACGAGUGUGAAACUUGUUUAGAGCGGUUUAUUACUCCAAGUGAUUUGAAAAAACAUUCGACAGUGCACACUGGAGAAAAACAGCACAAGUGUGAAAUUUGUUUUAAACAGCUGAUUUCAGCAGAUUCAUUGAACAAACAUUUACGACUGCAUACUGGAGAUAAACCUUACCAGUGUGAAAUUUGUUUUAAGCAGUUUUCUCGAAUAGAUUAUUUGAAAACACAUUUGGAAUUAUUGCACACUGAAGAAAAAUCUUAGAAGUGUGAAAUUAGACAUUAGCCCCGUCUCCACUGGGCGAACACGGAGGCUGGCUCACGACCCAACUUCCUAGAUUUUCGAAAACAUCGAGGCGGGGCUCGCGAGGCAAGCCGAGCCAUGAGUUUCCUCAAACAAUUCAAGAUGGACAGUUCUGUUACAGCAGUAGCUGUCUUCCUAUCGAUGUAUUGUUAAAAAAAGGAAACACAUAAAAAAGACAAGACGCAUGUGGAUCAAAAGACUUUAUGAGCGCCGCAAAGAAUACGGAAAUAAAUUACUAAAGGACAUUUAGGGUCGGUACUAAACCCCAGUUAGUUAACCGGUUUUUAAUCGGGACCUCUUUAGGGUCUCUUGCGUUGUAAUAAAUGCAAUUAUAAUUAUUAUUAUACUUAUCUAUAAUUAUAAUAAUACUUGUAAUUGCAUUUAUUACAACGUAAGAGACCCUUGAGAGGUCCUGAUUAAACCCCGGUUAGCUAACCGAAGUUUAAUCGAGACAUAAAGUACUGGGCCUUAUUGUGAUAAUUCUGUGCAUAAUUUAACACAAUUGAACAAACCAGAAUUUGAAACUCUAUAUUCAUUAUUAUCUGAGAAAAUUUGAAAACGCAACACAAAUUAUAGAGAAGCCAUUAAUGUUAACAGAACAAGUUCUAAUUACUCCAAGAUUUUUAGCAACCGGAGAUUCUUACACCAGCUUGCAAUACUAGCAACCUAGCAAGGAUUCAACUUUUUUCUUCAAAUCACCAACAGGACACUUCAUCGCCACCGUAAUUAGCCUUCACACAUCCUUCCGCUGACUUUUAUUUAAGUAUUUGGGAUGCUUAGGAGCCCAUAGCAACGUGUGAACCAUAUAAUUUAAUUAAGGUAAACGAAUCUUCUUGAGUAUUCAUAUUCACGAUCAAAUUAGCAGAACCAAAGCUUAUGCCUCGCAAUCAAGCAACACACUUCCGCCCACACUGAAAGUACAACGCAUACUGAGGCGCCUUUGAGCACGUGCCUUUUGCCGACACCGACCGGCUCGGUUCCGAGGCAUGUUCGCCCGAGGUAGCGUGCGCCCGCACAACCCCGAGGCACGGCCACACCGAGUCCAGGCCGAGCAUUUGGCUCCCGAGGCGGCCAUUGGAGACGCGGCUAUUUUCUCAACAAACACUAACAAAAGUUGUAAUGAGUUUUCCCCGAAAAGUGCUUCAUUUUUGAAGUUAUACUUCUUUAGGCGCGUUGGGAGUAAAUUUAUAUGUGCGCGAAUUCAUGAAAAGACUUGGUCCUGUGCGCAGCUGAAACGUUAAAUGUGCUCUCAUUGAGUAAUUACAAUGACCUGUCAAUAAUUGUUUAAUAUGGGUUAUGGGCAAACAAAUGUUGUGUAUAUUAGUUUUUAUUGUUGUGAGGGCAGAGAAAAAAGCAAGUGUAGUGACUUUUUGAAUACAGUACAACCUCGUUAAUCCGGACCUCGAUCAUCCGGAUGUCCGGAUUAUCCGGAUCAAUCCGGAAUGAAAAAAUAAAAAAAAAAUUGAUAAUUGUAUGUAUGUAAUGCGAUUUCCCGGUCACUAAUUUGUUGCCUUGAGUGAUCGGACGGUCUAGGGACACGCUGGAAAGAGAAAGACACCAGCAAGACACCACUCCAGCUGAACUAAUGAUAAUGAAACGUUUACGUGAUCGUGCCACAUUUAAACGUCACACAAAAUUAAAACAAAGGAAGAUCAAUGACCUUUUUGUAAAUAAAAACUAAUGCUCGCGUAAAUUAUAUAGGGUGUACAUAAAUAUAGUAAGUUAUCAUUUCACAUGUAGUUUUAUUAACCUUAUUAUAUUUCCGGAUUUUCGAUUUACUGGAUCGCUUCCGGUCCCAGUUAGUCCGGUUAAACGAGGUUGUACUGUACUUUUUAAAACCAACAGGUACGUAAUAAUUGUAAAUGUUUCAGUAUCGUAAUAAAAAAUUACAUAGGUACCUACCUACUUGGAAAAUGUAAAAUAAACCUUCCUAGCAUGUAAUGCUUUGAUUUACAUAAUUUGAUUACCAACAAAAUUUCUACCAAUAUUCAUCUAAUAUUGUUUUCUUGCUCUAUGUUUUGUUGUGUUUUAAUAUUUCAAUUCCAUAAAAAUCAAACUAAUUUGGUUAAAUUCAGAACUCUCAAAAGUUUAAAACGUUCAGUUGGUCUAUUUUCCAACAUGAUGCAUAUGUCUCCAUAGCCAAAAUCUAAAGAUGCUUGAAUUUCAAAACUAACCGCGCCGAGGUACGCGAGUUCAAUCCCCAAUACAAACUUUUAUUUUUUUUAUACAUUUUAUGAUUGUAAAUAUAUAAUUAUAUAAUUUUUUUAAAGAAAAUACGUAUUUAGUUAAAAAUUUUCCAACAAUUAUUGUUCAGAAAUCAUUUGUGGCAUUUUUCAAUGUGUUUGUGUGUUUUAUUAUUUUAUUUUUUUAAUUUUUGGUAUUGUUUUAAUAAAAAUUUUUAAAAAGUAGUAAGUAUUAAAAUUAGUUUAAUAUUUAAAUAAAAUACAAAUAAACUGUUUAAAGUAUAUUAAUUUCGUUGAAAUCAUAAUAAUAGAAGUAUAACUUCUUACGUGCGUACAAAGUACACACACAUUCUUUUUAUUUUUUAUUAUUUCACGUUGAAAUAUUCGAUAUAGGCGAGGAAAUAAAGCAUUACACCUCUAACUUUUUUAAGUAAGACGGAUCGUUAUGAAACCUAUUGCAUUGAUUCUUAAGAGCUUCGGGAAAAAAGUUGACAUAUUGGCAUGAGGGACAAAUGACAAUUGCAUUGUUGCAGGCCGAAAAUGCAUUUUCCAAAAUGUUUCAAAAAUUAAAAUUCACCACUCGGAAAAUAAUCAUAAAAAUGUAUAAGUUCAAUUUUCAUACUUGGUGGUUUUUGAGGUCGCUGAAUAUUAAUGUAUCGGCGAAGCUGGUGCCCGGUAUCUACGUCGUUUAUUACCUCGGGGUUUUUGAGGUCGCUGAAUACGAAUAUUGCAUCGAAGAUGCUGUAGGAGAUACCUGGUGCCCGGUAUCUACGUCAUCUUUCGUAAGUUUCAACAAAUUUUAUUACGAAUUUCCAUGAAAUUUCCAUAGACGCUGUAGAUACAGGGAGUGAAGAUAACGGGUAGCAAAUUCAGUCGAAGUCAGGAUUCGUUUUUAAGGUAUUUAUUUUAGAACCAAAACAUACAAAAAUAUAAGAUAAUUAGCGUUAAUUACAAUCUACACGAAUAUUUUUUAAUGCACUAGCACUGACGUCUGUAUCGUUUCGAUAUUUCCCUGGUAUUCCGUCCUGGAGAGGGCGGCGGCUUACUUACAGGGUUGUCCGGUGGCGGGCUCAACACUGCUGGGACCUCGAGAGUGACUUCCAUGUGAUGAUUCGUAAUGCAGGCGUGUCGUUUUAUAACUUUUGUUACAAUUGUGAGUGUUGAUGUUGGAGUUGGGUUAAGGGAGUGAAUGGGAUAAUGUACUAUCGUCGUGAGCCGGUUUCAUAUCUUUAAUGUAAAUUUCGUUAAUUGAUUUUCCCGUUGCGUCCUUUAACUGCAAAAUUACUUUGGAUAAAAGCUCUCCCGAAUCAAAUGCAAGAGGCUUCAUACGAUUCGCCUUACUUUAAAAAAGUUAGAGGUUUAGGCGAUUUUAGUGCUUUAUAUCCUCGCCUAAUAUGUAAUUUGACUAAUAAGAACCUAUAUUUUUCAAUAACUCGAAAAAUAUUGACUUAGUGAAAAAACUCUACCUAUAGAAAAAAAGUUGCUUAGAAUUAGUGAUUUUAUCCACUUCUGGACUUACCUUGAACAUAUAUUUUUUCACCCCCGAGAAGGGGUGAUACUGAACCCUAGGGCAAAAGCACACAUCGGUACAAUAUCAAUUUUUUUCUUUGGCAUUUUAGCUAUGUGUGUGUUAAAUUUCGUGUCAAUCCAAGCGUAUUAGCUUGAAAUAUUUUAGUUCGCAUCAUUUCUGGAAAUUAAUUUGUUUUAAAAAUUACAAAGAAAGUUAUUAACAUGUAAUUUAUCACUGCUAAUUUUAUUAUGUAUUUUAUAUUUUGUUCUUUUGUAGUGUAUUGAUAAAUAAAUAAUUUUUAGAAUA
Messenger RNA from Diabrotica virgifera virgifera (western corn rootworm), 6498 nucleotides. RefSeq names its product zinc finger protein 271-like. The record is from RefSeq and is a predicted model, not a curated record. Gene Ontology annotation, molecular function: RNA polymerase II cis-regulatory region sequence-specific DNA binding; DNA-binding transcription factor activity. The coding region runs from base 343 to 2460 and encodes 705 amino acids. NCBI's taxonomy places the organism in Eukaryota, Metazoa, Arthropoda, Insecta, Coleoptera, Chrysomelidae. Gene Ontology annotation, biological process: regulation of transcription by RNA polymerase II. The transcript has 3 exons.